Molecule: messenger RNA, 1686 nt
Organism: Silurus meridionalis
Lineage: Eukaryota; Metazoa; Chordata; Actinopteri; Siluriformes; Siluridae
Product: tubulin gamma chain-like
Exons: 11
Coding region: 188-1450 (420 amino acids)
Biological process (GO): mitotic cell cycle; microtubule cytoskeleton organization
Cellular component (GO): microtubule; cytoplasm
Molecular function (GO): GTP binding; structural constituent of cytoskeleton
Source: RefSeq, a predicted model, not a curated record
UCAAGUCGAGCGCUCAAAAGGCGGUUAUAAGCAGUCACAGCAGGCCCUGGAUCGGGUUCGAACCGCCGACUGGUCGUGGGUUUGUUACACGGAAUGAAAUGAAACACGGAUUUGGUUAGCUGCGAGAGCUAGCACCGUUUAAGGCGUGUUAUAAUGCUGUAUAACUUCCUAACGCCUGGUCAGAAGUAUGUCUGCUGUAGUGCUGCAAGUUGGCCAGUGUGGGAAUCAGCUGGGCCUGGACUGGUGGAAGCUCAUUACACAAAAGUCAAAACAGCACAAGAAAAGAUGUCCUUUCAGUUCCAGGAAUGGUGAACUAGCAGCAGUGUGUGUUGACACUGAGCCCAAAGUCCUCAGAAAUGCUUACAAGUUUGUCAAAAAGAAAGUGAUCCAUCCAUCCAACAUUAUAGAGGGAAAAGGUGGACGUGGAGGAAACUGGGCCUAUGGUUACCAUGGAGGAAGAGGUGAGACUGAGAAUGCUUUACUCCAGCAAACAAUGGAGGCAGUGCGUCGAGAGGCAGAGAGACAAGAUUACUACGGUGGAACUGUGCUCCUGCACAGUCUGAGUGGAGGCACAGGGUCCGGUUUUGGUUCACGACUGUGUGAGGAUAUUCGUGAGGAGUUUCCUGUGGGUCAUAUCCUGACCGUGUCCGUGGUCCCUCAUCAAAGUGGAGAGAGCCCGCUCCAGCACUACAACACUUUAUUGAGUCUAGCAGCACUACACAGGUCAACCGACGGCAUACUUCUGUUUCAUAAUGACCAUGUAUUAAGUCAGGCUGGCUUUCAACAGAAAUCACAUGCAGGGUUUGGAGCUGUCUCCUGUGGUUUUCCACAAAGCACACUUUCAGCAAUGAAUGCACACAUAACCUCGUGCAUGGCCGGACUCUUGAUGCCACUGAGGUCUUUGACUACAGGCAGUGGCCAAGGUUUGGGAAUAGAACCAUGGGAGUUGGUGAGGUCUGUAUGUCCAGUUCCUACAGCCAAACUACUUUACACUGCCCAAGCUUCUGCAAGUGAAACAACACACUGGGACACGUUAGUCAGUGAAACACUUCGGAAUCUACCUCAGUUUUCGCCUGAUGGAAAACCUUAUUCUAGUCGUGCUGUGCUGGCAGUUGCACGUGGCAACCAGGACAACACUUUUAUCCUUUCAAAUGUCUUGCAGAAGUUGCAGCAAGGACAUAGAUGUGUCCCAUGGAAUCCUUUUCCUGUUGACCACUGGACUGAUCCCCGAAAUGAGGCUAAAGUGUCCUUGUCCACCCGUACACUCACUGUAUGUUCCAACCACAGCAGUGUCACGAGGUUAUUAGGCCAUGUAGUUCAACGCGCCACAGAGAUGUUAAGUGCACGAGCUUAUCUACACUGGUACGAGCGUUAUGGAAUAGGGAUGGAAGAAUUUCAGCAGGCAUUAAAUACAAUUUCCGGUUUAAUUGAGGAGUACGAGUCUCAGUGAUGCUUAGAACAGUCACUGAAUUAUGAUACGUUUAAAUGCAUAGAUGGUGUAUUUGGGUUUUAAAAAGUCUUCACAUGCUAGCAAGUUCAAGGCUUUGAAGGUAUCUUUAGCUGCAUCUGCUGGUGAAACGAUAUAAUCUGUGAUAUAUGGUUUAUACAUGGUCCGGUAUUAAUUGUUGAAACCAUAAAAAAAUAAAAAUUAAAAAAAUUAAAUUAAAUAAAGAAAAUAUAAAGGUU